Molecule: messenger RNA, 3897 nt
Organism: Lytechinus pictus (painted urchin)
Lineage: Eukaryota; Metazoa; Echinodermata; Echinoidea; Temnopleuroida; Toxopneustidae
Product: monocarboxylate transporter 8-like
Exons: 7
Coding region: 473-2209 (578 amino acids)
Biological process (GO): transmembrane transport
Cellular component (GO): membrane
Molecular function (GO): monocarboxylic acid transmembrane transporter activity
Source: RefSeq, a predicted model, not a curated record
AUACCGAGGUGUUUUUACUGAUGCGUUCGCUAUACUCCAGAAUAAGAUAUGUUUGUUUCUGAUGUUGGUUUUGAAAAACAACUACACAUCUAUUUUCCCAGACUCUCACCGCUUUUAAACACGAAUCACUGUUCUUCUAUUCCCCUUAAUCGUUUGGAAGAAAGCUGCUCUGUCAAAUCUGACAUCUAAUUUCGGACAAAUUGGAAUUAUCAGAUUGGAAACGGAGGAGCUCUGUCAUACGUCAUUAAACAAAUGUGUGCUGUCUUGUUUUUCGGACCGAAAAAAAAUAUCAGAAAAUCGCCGGUCUGUCUAUAUAUAGUUUACGGAUUCGCAAAAUGAUAUAAUGACGCAAAAUAUUAACGAUGGAAGAUGAUAACAGCAAAUGAUUAUGAUUUUCAUUACAUUCGUUUGAUGGUAACCCCGGUGAGAAAUCUGCCCUCAAUUUAUAGUCAGAAAUUCCAUCUUUGUCGACAUGGGAAAGCACGAUGACCGUUGCGAGGCGGACGAUACGAGAUCCCCCCUCCUCUCCAGGGACUCUUCGCCAACCGAUUCGACGUACCUCAUGUCCAUCCGCAUCGCUGAAUCAUUCUCGCCGCCGACCUCGCCUACACCGACAUCAUCGACCACCGCCAAAGACCAUUUCGCCCCGCCCUCAUCGCCGCGGAAACCGUCAUUGCUAACACGUCUAAAGCAGAUCGAGAAUGUUCGAGGGUGGAUGGUGUGCUUUGCUGCCUACGUCAUCAAUGUUCCAUUUUUUGGCAUCAUCAUGAGUUUUGGAGAGCUCUUACCGUCAUUCCUGGAACUAUAUAAUACAGACCAAACGGCUGCGAUAAGUUGGGUUGGCUCGCUCGCCUUCGGCCUGGCUUACGUAUGCAGUCCAAUAUCUUCUCGUCUCUACUGGCACUUUGGGUGCCGCCCCUGUGCCAUUACCGGGGUAGCUCUGGGGUCCUUCGCCCUCUUCGUCUCGUCGUUCGUCCAUGACAUGUGGUGGAUGAUGAUAACGUAUAGUAUAAUGUUCGGCUUCGCGACCAACCUGACUUACAACACCCCUCUGGUCCUGACAGGGGAAUGGUUUCCCGACCGACAUCACGUCUUAGCGACAUGUUUUGUCACCGCAGGCAUCCCUUUUGGUUCAUUGACGAUGAAUCCCGUGGUCGAAUCGCUGGUCGAUUCCAUUGGUCUCCGGAACGCCUUCCGCGUCAUGGCAGUGUUGCCCAUCGUCAUCGGCCUACCCUGCUGCGCGAUAUUCAAGCAACCCGACCUCAACGCAUGCGCCAACAAAGACGACGACGAUGUCAAUGAUUUGAUAAUGGAAGACUGUGAUGACGAGACCGUUCUCGUACAUCGGAACGAUGACGAUGUCGUGCGUGAAAUCGACGACGCGGGAUCAGAAAGUAGUUGGUUGGCGGAUAUGAUAAGGAGAGAGAAAAAUCCUUCCAGGAAAGUGUGUACUUGCCUCGAUGGUGACCUGUGGUUGGACCCUAUAUUUUAUAUCUACAUGUUCGGUCUACUCGCCAAGGGAGUGGGAUAUGUAUUUCCUUUUAUUCAUUUGGUAAAUUAUAUGACUUGGCUCGGCAUCGAAUCUGCGAAGGCAUCCUUCGUGAUGACGGCUAAAGGGGCCUCGGAUAUGGCAGGGCGUUUUAUUGUCGGGAUGCUUGGGGACCAUCUUCCCUUUCCACUCAUCCAUGUUUACGUUAUUGCAUGUGGUAUCAUGGGCGUGGUCACCUAUGUAGCCGUGUUUGCACACCACGCCUCACUCAUGUUCUUUUACGCUAUAUGUAUUGGUUUCUGCAAUGGAACUUUCAACGCCCUGUUAUUCCCGAUAAACACCAGCCUGUUUCGAAAGGAUCUCCGCCAGCAGACCUGGGCGUAUUGUCAAGUACCGCCCGGUGUUGCCAUUAUAGUCGGACCUAUGAUUGCAGGCGCCAUCUACGAUGCAACGCAGUCAUACUACUCUGACUUCUACGUCAAUACUUUCGUUUUCGUCCUCGCCAUGCUCGUCUUUACGCUCAUCCCUAUCAUUCAUCUAAAGAGAAAGAUAGAGAAAAAGAGGCUCGAGGCAGGGGCCCCGAGCGCUUUAGGAGGGGCGUCGAACAUCAUUGAGAUGACAAAAAUAUUCAUGAGGGGAGAUGUAGGUGAAGCGAACGAGAGAACGAGCAACAAUAAUUACGGAGCAACGACUGGACCAAGAGCUGUAGAUAGUCGCUAAUAUUAUUUGAUAUUUCAAAGGACAGUGGACAAUAUGAUAUGCAAUAUAGUUGAUUAUUUAAUAUCACACUCUAAUAACUGUUUUAACAAACCCAUAAGUUGUUUCAAAUAUGAACUAACCAACUGUUUAUUAUAGCAAUGCACGAACUUUCGUUUUUACCAUCAGAUGGUAGGCUCAUAUUCAACACUACUUUUUGUUUAGUUAAAACAUCUAAAUGUAUAGUUUGAAUACGUAUUUAUUAAAAAAGUAGACUGUGAAAUGUCAUUUUAAAUAGACAUAUAGGUAUCGUCGAAUUUCCAGUAAUGAAAAAUUCAGUUAGAUGAAACGAAGAAAUGAAUGAUCGGAUUAUAUAAACCCCAAUAUCUAUCAUACUGAAGAUUUGUCACCUAUUAUAUAUACCUUCUCUGUCUGGAUCAAGAGACACAUAGGUCUGUUAUGUUUUUUGGAUAAUCUAUCAACGUUAGUAUUGGCGGUAAAGUCAUUUCGUUUGCAGUGCAUUGCAAAGCUGACACCCGUUGGUGUCUCUACAGGACCUCAUACUGAGGUGUUAAACUCACCCUCAGAGAUUGGACAUAACACCAAAGAGGUAAAAGCACCAACCAAAUGUGUUGUUAUAGCAUCAGAAAUGUCCCAAAUGUCACACUGGAGUCAAAUUACUGGUGUGGUUCCCUAAAUGCAUCAAUAAACACCAUGGAUUUUAAUGUGUAAGGACUGAUAAGACUCCUAAUGUUAUCAACUGUAAUUGUCAAAGUUCCAUAUGCCGAAAAGGGUCAACACAGGGGCCGCGGAAUGGUUUUCAAAGUGGGGGGGGGGGGGGGAGGGGGGGGGGCUGAGCCAAAAGUGGGAGGGGGGGCUGACCAUGCAAAAAAUCACAAUCAUAUGGUCAUUUUUACGUUUUUGUACAUGGUAUUGGAAAAAAGUAGGGGGGGCUGAGGGGCUUCCGGCUUCCGCGGCCCCUGCAACAUUAACACAACGGACAUCGCCACUGCGAACACGCCUUUUUGCAUUUACCACGGGGGAACUCUCUACAACGCGCCAAUUUCUUUGAAAAUGCAAGUCAAAUCACAAUGGAGAGCUGAGUGGCUUUUAUUUUGUCGAAAGUUGGUGGACCGGGACAGCAUCGGAAUCUCUUGAUUCUGGACAACGACAUAUUUGCAAUUGUUCGUCCGCUGCAAAAUAUCAUAUGAUCUGCUGCCCCAGUUCAACAACCUUCGACAAAGCCUCUCAGCUCUCGAGAGUGAUUUUUAUUGCAUUUUUAAAGGAAAUCGAUGCGUUGUAGAGAGUUUCACGUAGUAAAUGCGAAAACCACCUAGUGUCAAAAUUACACCGGAUGGCGUUGUGUGAGGAUCAUACCAAUCAUUUUACUCCAGAUUUAAAGUUAUGUAUUUAACAUUCUGUUUGAUAUAUCACCACUAUUCAGUGUAUAAUUUAAAGGACACACGUCCUGCUCACAGAACAGAUUUUUUUCCCGGUCGUAUGGCACAUCGAAUCCGAUGAUGAGCAAACUAAAAAUAUAUAAUCAUUGACAUUGUUAUACCACGAUUACAGAGGAGACAAAGGACAAAUAGUGUUUUUAUGCAAAUAGUAGUUUUAAGAAUUGUUUUCAGUCUUAUAAACACAACGAUAUUUCAUAGAUAGGCACUAUACAAAAAUCUAGAAAUAAAUCAUUGAAUUGCAAAUUCAUAUAA